Prunus armeniaca (apricot) is the source of this 1584-nucleotide messenger RNA. Lineage: Eukaryota; Viridiplantae; Streptophyta; Magnoliopsida; Rosales; Rosaceae. The record is from the annotation of a GenBank genome assembly.
AUGAUGUUAAAGCCUGUGAUCAGUAAUCCCUAUGCGCAUGAAAUGGGAUCCAACGUUGAGCUGAUAUGGCCAGAGUCAGAGGCAUAUUCCUCACGGGUGAACAACUGCUCACAUGCAAAUUCAUCCCUAGCUAGUAGCGGGGCAGGGUGUGAAAGACUUGGAUGGACUGAGUUUCUUAAUAGGGUGCGACGUUGCUCAGUUCACUCGUCAGGAUUUUGUUUGAUCUCAGGGCUUCGUUUUGGGGAAGUGCCUGAAGUUUCCAGUGGAGAAAGUGAUGAAAUUAGACUUCAGAAAAGAUAUUUUAUAGACGAAGGAAUUACAUGUAAUGCUUUAGAAGAAGCAUUUGUGAGGUGCACAGAGGAAGAUGACGUCUACAAGCUAGCUCUUGUUUACUUUGCUGAGUUAGUGGUUUCCAUGGGUUCGGUGUCGUUUGACAAAACCCAAGACAAUCUGUUUUCUGCACCAACAAAGUAUGUGAAAAGCUUUGAAAAUGAAGAGGGAAGAGGGAAGGGGAAAAGUAAGGUAACCGGAACAAGCCGGAGAAAUAAGAAGGGCAAGAAGGAUAACCAUGGUGAAGUGCAAAGGGGUGGCUGGAGUUUUAAAGGUUUCACGUAUGCUUUCCAGAUUUGGGUAUAUGAAUUAAUUCCUAGAAUGGCGGACCUGAAUUACUGCAAGGUUGUUGAUCCGACAGCUCUCCCGCGUAUUUUGCGAUGGAGAACUACUACGUCUGUUCCCGAGAUGAGAAAAAUGAACAAUUAUUUUUUCCAGAGCAAAGAGUCAGUUCAGUUGCGGGCGCUAUGUCCAAGUGAAGAGGAAAUGAGACAACCAUAUUGGAGUUGGCCACAGGGUCGCCCUGCUGUUGUCUCGGCAGAGUCAAUUCCUUCUUCAUGUGCUGACCUUGAUGAGUUGAACAAGGCGGUAAGCUUGUUGAGGUCCGAGUUGUUUCAAGUAAAGCGGGAAAAGGACGUCCUUGAGUUAAAGGUCAUACGAAUGGAAAAAAAUUUGGACCACUGUUUAGGUCCUCAUUUUGAGCAGGAAGUGAGAAGGGACAUAACUUUACUGAAAGAGAGGACGAAUCGUUGUGUCGUGUCACAUCUAUUUAAGGGAUAUGAGGAAGUGGAUGGCAUGCAAUGGGAUGAAGGGCCAAGUAAUAGAAAUGAAGGAGAGGAAAAUGAAGAGGAGGACAUUGAAGGGGGUGAAAGGCCAAAUAACAGAAAUGAGGGAGAGGACAAGGAAGAGGAGGGGAUUGAAAGGGGUGAAGGGGCAAGUAAGACAAAUGAGGGAGAGGAAAAGGAAGAGGAGGGGAUUGAAGGGGGUGAAGUGCCAAGUAAGAGAAAUGAGGGAGAGGAAAAGGAAGAGGAGGGGAUUGAAGGAGGUGAAGUGCAAAGAAAACCAAGGGAGGUAGAGGAAGCUCAAAGGAAAAGAAGUGAGGGAGAGCAAGUGAAAAUAAAAAGCAGCAAAGGAGAGGAAGCGCAAAGAAAGAGCAUUGAGGGAGAGGAAGAACUGCAAAGAAAAAGCAGUGAGGGAGAGGAUCCGCAAAAAAAGAAGAAGAAAGGGCAAGGAAGUGAAAAGACAGAGAAGUGA